Anguilla anguilla (European eel) is the source of this 4185-nucleotide messenger RNA. RefSeq names its product solute carrier family 5 member 5 (gene slc5a5). The record is from RefSeq and is a predicted model, not a curated record. Gene Ontology annotation, molecular function: symporter activity. The transcript has 16 exons. Gene Ontology annotation, biological process: iodide transmembrane transport; sodium ion transport. Lineage: Eukaryota; Metazoa; Chordata; Actinopteri; Anguilliformes; Anguillidae. Gene Ontology annotation, cellular component: membrane. Bases 209 to 2149 code for a protein of 646 amino acids.
AUUUUAAACUUUUACAGUUAAUUUAAAUAUAUGUAUAUAUUUAUAUAUAUAUUUUAAAACUUUUUUCUAUAAUGUUAACAAUUCCUCAAGUUCAGAAGUUUCAGAAGGAACAUUUGUAGCUUCUAAAAACGAAAUUUCCUGCACUUAAUUUGCUGUCUCACACAGACACAGGACUGGGCGGACCUAAUCUGAAGACAGGGGACUUGUGAUGGAGAGCACUUCUGAUAUCAAAACAGCCAGGCCGAACUUCCUCCUGGCUGACUAUGCUGUCUUUGGCCUCAUGCUGCUUGUCUCUGUGCUUAUUGGACUGUUCCAAGCCCUGAAAAAGAGUGCUCGACGGGGGAAGGUGGAUGACUUCUUCACUGGGGGAAGAAAGAUGUCUGCAGUGCCCGUGGGCUUGUCACUCUGUGCCAGCUUUAUGUCAGCUGUGCAGGUGCUGGGUGUUCCAUCUGAGGCCUACCGUUAUGGUUUUAAAUUCCUAUACAUGUGCCUGGGCCAGACGUUCAGCUCCCUCAUUACCGCCUUCCUGUUUCUCCCUGUGUUCUACAAACUCGGCAUCACUAGCACAAACCAGUACCUGAAAAUGAGGUAUGGCAGAGGCAUGCAGCUGCUGGGAAGCUUCCAAUUUAUUUUGGCAACGCUGCUCUACACUGGGGUAGUGAUUCUCGCCCCUGCUCUCAUACUGAACCAAGCCACUGGGCUCGACAUGUGGGCUGCUCUGUUCGCCACUGGGGCCAUUUGCACAUUCUACACUACUCUGGGUGGCAUGAAGGCAGUCAUCUGGACAGAUGUAUUCCAGAUCAUUGUCAUGCUUGCCGGCUUCAUAGCCAUCUUCAUCCAUGGCACUGUUCUGGUUGGAGGACCGGCUAAGGUUCUGGAGAUUGCACACAACGGAUCACGCAUUAAUUUUGAUGACUUUUAUUUGGACCCCAGGAGGCGCUAUUCUUUCUGGAGCUUCUCUGUGGGGGGCACAAUGGUCUGGCUGUCUAUGUAUGGAGUGAACCAAGCCCAGGUGCAGCGCUAUAUUUCCUGCAAGACAGAAAAAGUGGCACAGUGGGCCCUGUUUGUCAACCAGGUGGGCCUUUGUCUCAUCGUGAGCAGUGCUGCUACCUGUGGGAUUGUCAUGUUUGCCCUCUACUCCGGCUGCGACCCACUCAAGGCGGGAAAGAUCUCUUCUCCUGAUCAGUAUAUGCCCUACUUGGUCCUUGACAUCUUUAAAGACUACCCUGGCUUCCCUGGCCUGUUUUUGGCUUCUGCAUUCAGUGGAACUCUAAGCACAGCCUCCACUAGCAUCAAUGCCAUGGCAGCUGUUACCAUGGAGGACCUGUUGAAACCACAUCUUGGGAAUAUGUCCCAGAAGAAAUUAAUUCUAAUCUCCAAAGCACUCUCUCUCAUGUAUGGGGUUGGGUGCGUCACUGUUGCUGCCCUCUCCUCUUUCUUAGACUGGGGUGUUCUUCAGGGCUCCUUCGUCAUUAUGGGAGUGGUCAGUGGGCCGUUACUCGGUGUAUUCAUCCUGGGAAUGUUUGUUCCUGCUACAAAUACACCAGGGGCAUUUGCCGGUGUGUCUGUGGGAUUUUGUAUCACCUUAUGGCUAGCAGUUGGAUCAACUGUCUACCCUCCCAGCCCUGAAGCACAGGGAGUUCUGUCCACUUAUGCAGGACAGUGCUUGUCACAGAACCAUACACUGGACAGCAGCAUGGCCAUGGACAGUGUCACAGGCUGGACCACAGUUCCCCUGGAUCAGCGUGGGCUCACUGUCCUUGAGGACUUCUACUCAAUAUCCUACCUCUACUUUGGAGUAUUAGGGACAAGCUCAGUGGUGCUCACUGGACUUCUGGUCAGCUAUAUCACAGGACCUACCAAACGGACAGCCAUUGCCCCAGGGCUGCUGUGGUGGGACACGAUGGCUAAAACCUUGGAUGGCCCCUCACAGAACACAGAUGUCUUAAAGAACUGCAGUCCGCUAAUUGUACCUAUGGACUCCAUACUCACUGAAACAGGAGGAGGCGAUGGGAAAGAGGAGGCCCCACGGCUUCAAGUUGCCGAAAUGGAGAACAAUCCCCACUCUGUGCUUCUUGACAAGGUUCAGACGGUUCUGAGAACUGAUAAUGAUUUCAAAGCCAGUGACGGUGGAUGGAUGCACCUGUAGAUAUAAGAAUUUCACUGAGCCUUUAUUACAGAUGGCCAUCUGAAAAGGAAAAAAAAAAAGAUUAAUUCCUCAAGAAAAUAUUUUUUCUGAGAAUUUCUCUCACUGCUGGCAAUUGUCCCAGAGAUGAAGACAAAGCCAUAUAACAAAUUAACACCAGAGAUAGACAGGGAACAGCCGAAACUCGCGACACCUACACAAGAGUUCAUACAAGUUUUGACCAACAUACUUCACCACGUUUACACUCCUAUAAAGGGGUAUCCUAAUAUACAAAGGUGCCAGCUGAUUUCAUUAAUUAAUUCUACCUCCAGCCUGAUGAAUUCUGCUAAUUAGAAUAUCUAGAUGAAUGGAACAAAAUACUGGGGAGUAAUGUCACUUCUGACCCUGGAUUUUCCACCUGAAUAAAACAGGCUAUAUUUUCAAUCAGUGAGAUAAAAGGGUUUAAAGGGGCAGUUCAACCAAAAAUGAAAUUAAGGUAUGUUUGUACUUGGAUCAGUAUCUGUCCAUCCAGAUAGUUUCGCUGAAGUUUCAUAAAAGUCCACCUGCACAAGACAUUGCAAUGAUAAGGGCUACACAGUUGGCAUGCUUAGGUAGAAGUAGUAGUUUGAUGACACCAUGCAGAAAUUAAGCUCUCUGGACGUUUGUGAGUAGCCACUGGGUUAUAUUUGGAAAGCGAGAUUGCUGACAAUUUUUCAAAUUUUUGGUGCUUUGAGGACACAUAAAGAUGGACCUGCAUGGUAUAUUUUAUCAGGGUGUGCUGUAGCGAAUAUCAAGAAAACCUGUCACAUACUACUCCUGCUAAGUGGAAACAUACCAUAAUUUCAUUUUUGGAUGAAUUGCCCGUUUAACAUUUUUCUUACAAAUAAUAGAUGGAAAUAAUAUUAAGUCAUUUGAAGAACUGUUCCCAACCUAUGAAUUACCCUGAGGUGUUAUUUUUUAAGUAUUUGCAAGUAAGAAGCUACGUUAAUGAGAAGAUGUGUAACAAUCCUAAUAUUACAGAAUGUCAUUCAAUAAUGAGAUAUAUGAUAAAUAACAAUGCGGAGAAAAAUGAGUUAACUAAAUGGAUAGGUAAAAUUUAUAAAAUAUUACAAAAUGAUUAUCCCAACAGCAGAGCACAGUGUAAAUACUGAGGAAACUAUAGACUGACAAGCUGUCUCAUUUAAUAUUUUUAAAACUACUAAUUCAUAUUUUUGGAAAGAGCAUGCUUGGAAAAUACAGCUGUGAUACUUUAAAACACCAGCCAUUCAGUCAAAAUGCUGUAUAGUACAGAAAAUAAGUGCUGAGGAAAAUGUGGGGAAGAGAAAGCUACUCACUCUCAUAAAUUUUUAAAAAUGUAUCUGGUGAGACGGAAGUAUAGGAGCAGUAGUAUAUUGGAUGUCACACAAUUUAGUGGUUCCACUCUGGGAAGCUCCUCGAUAUAUUAUUUUGGGUUUAAUCCCUAUGGCAUCACUUCUGAAGCUAACAAAUACCUGAUAAGAAUUCUAAAACGUAUAGCACUAAAACAUAUUAAAUUAGCUGAAACAAGAACCACCCACUGCUGAAAAAUGGAGGGAUUUGGUAAAAGUACACCAAAUUGAGUACACAACACAUAGAACAAGCAUAGGAAAUAGAGCUGAGCACAAAUGAGGAAAAUGGAGCAAUUUAAAAAAAGAAAUAAACCAAGCUAAAAGAUGUGAACUUAUACUCUUUUCCUUUUUCUUUAUCUAAUUGGUGCUUAUCUUUUUUGUUUCAGAGCCCAGUGGAAUCCAAUGUGUAAUCAUCCCACUGAAUGUCCAUGUAAAGGUGGAGAAAUUAAUUUUAAUGCAUUUGCAUGUGUGUACGUGCUGGCAUAUAUAUAUAUAUAUAUAUAUUUAUCUAGGAGUAUGGGUAUAGUAUUGGAGUGAAAGAAUAUGUUUGGGUGCUUAUAUGUGUUUUGAAUGUAUGUAUACAUAUACAGACAGGUGAAUACAACAUAAAGUGUCCUGGUAAGGUGUUGGGCCAUCACAAGCUGAACAGCUUCAAUGCGCCUUGGCUUACAGAUGGUCUCUGGAACUCUACUG